CCUGGGUGCCCGCCUAUGGGGCCCCUCGCGGGGCCAUCCGAUUAGUCACUAUACAAUUUGGCCGACGUACAGUCCACCCUGAACGGAGAAAUACUCAGCCUAGACAAGAGCUUGCCGAUUCGCCAGUCAUUGCUCAGACCGGCACAGACAUAAACAGAAUGGCGAGCGCGGGGAAACAGGCCCAGACGGGUAAGGAGUCGGAUGCGACGCCUAGCAACCCCCGUGGUAUCCCGUACGCCCCCUUUGUCGACAAGGUCGAGGACUAUGUUGCCACGCGCGAGGAUGUCGAGCCCACCCUGAAGAGCUUCCAAGAGAUGAUCUCGAAAUACCAGUUUAUGGAGGUCAACCUACAACGGAGAAUGGCUGGUCUGCGCGACAAGAUUCCCGAUAUCCGGAAAACGCUCGAGACAGUCCAGUUCUUGAAACUCAGAAAGGAUGCGACAGAUCCGAUCGAAACCACCUUUGAGCUCAACGACACCCUGUAUUCGCGGGCGAAUAUUCCACCGACCGACGAGGUGAACAUCUGGCUGGGCGCCAAUGUGAUGCUUUCGUACCCGAUUGACGAGGCUGAAGCCUUGCUGAGCACCAAACUUGCCACGGCAAAGACAAGCUUGUCCAACUGCGAGGAAGACUUGGACUUUUUGAGGGAGCAGAUCACGACCAUGGAAGUGGCCAUCGCUCGCGUGUACAAUUGGGAGGUUGUCCAGAAGCGCAAGGAGAAGGGCGAGGAAGUUGCCGACAAGUCAAAAACGAAGGAAAUUGGUGCGUCGCCGAAUGACUGAGAGGUGACAGGGUCAACCUGUGUCGCCGUUUGGCACCAAAGGUCGAUAACCAAGGGGUUCUGGACCUUUUGAUGCAAUAGCUCUAGAGUCCAGAGACCUCAAAAGAGUUCAAAUUGAACGGCUGAUGUCGAAUUGGACAUUGACAAUACCUACUACUCAAGCUUGA
This is a messenger RNA of Emericellopsis atlantica, 948 nucleotides long. RefSeq names its product Prefoldin subunit-domain-containing protein. Gene Ontology annotation, molecular function: tubulin binding. NCBI's taxonomy places the organism in Eukaryota, Fungi, Ascomycota, Sordariomycetes, Hypocreales, Bionectriaceae. Gene Ontology annotation, biological process: protein folding; microtubule-based process; tubulin complex assembly. The transcript is spliced from 6 exons. Gene Ontology annotation, cellular component: prefoldin complex; cytoplasm. Bases 159 to 782 code for a protein of 207 amino acids. The record is from RefSeq and is a predicted model, not a curated record.